Sceloporus undulatus (fence lizard) is the source of this 7975-nucleotide messenger RNA. RefSeq names its product tRNA-yW synthesizing protein 3 homolog (gene TYW3). The record is from RefSeq and is a predicted model, not a curated record. Lineage: Eukaryota; Metazoa; Chordata; Lepidosauria; Squamata; Phrynosomatidae. Gene Ontology annotation, biological process: tRNA methylation. Gene Ontology annotation, molecular function: tRNA methyltransferase activity. Gene Ontology annotation, cellular component: cytoplasm. The transcript has 6 exons. Bases 20 to 814 code for a protein of 264 amino acids.
AGGGGGCGCGGCUUCCCCGAUGGCCGAUUUCAAGCACUGGAAGGAGCAGCGCCUGUCUCGCGCGGAUGGGAGCCGCAAGGGCAGCGUGGACGAGCCUAUCGAGGGCCUGGUGCGGCUCCUCAACGGCCACGAAAGCUUCUGCACCACCAGCUCGUGCUCGGGGCGCGUGGUCGUCCUGGAGCAGCAGCCACGCCCCCUUAACGCCGAGGCUACCACAGGCUUUGAGAUACAGAAGCGAAAUUGUACCUGGCUUAUGGUGACCCAUCAAAUUUGUACAAUAGAAGAUGUGCUUACAGCCUUGCAGAAAGCUAAAGAUGAUGCCGUAUUCAAAUUUGAGCCUUUUGUACUUCAUGUGCAGUGUCAAGAACUGCAAGAUGCACAACUUCUGCACACAGUGGCUAUAGAAGCCGGAUUCAGGAACUCUGGUAUAACUGUUGGCCGAAAAGGAAAAAUCAUGAUGGCUGUGCGGAGUACCCAUUGCUUGGAAGUUCCACUAAGCCAGAAAGGAAAGCUGAUGGUCAGUGAAGAAUAUGUUGAUUUUGUUGUUCAAGUUGCUAAUCAGAAGAUGGAAGAAAACAGGAGAAGAAUUGACAGAUUUUACAGCUGUCUACAGUUUGCAUUGGAAAACAGAGAUCACUCCAGUAGUUUGCCUUUUGAGGAGAAAGAAAAGAUCAGUACCAUGGACUCUUGCAUAAAAAAAGGGAAAGCUAAAGGAAUCCCAAAUGAAGACAUAUGUCCUUCUCCAGGGAAAUAUACAGGAUUAGAAAGUGAAGAUGAGGCACAAAGUAAUAUUAAUGUACUGCAAGUAGUAUAGUACAUAGUAGGCAUAUCUGUAUUUUUUUUUGUAUGAUGUUGUAUUUUCUAUUGCUCUUUGUAAGAGCUUAGUGAAUUAUUGUGCUCUAGAAAGUAGCAUAUUCUUAAUAAGUCUGUGGUUAUUAGGUUACAAUAAAAGUAAUAAUACUUAACACUUCUAAGUAUAUUAAGUUUCAGGAAAAGUAAUGAAGUGCCACAACUGUUGAACAUGAAAAAUCCCAUGGAUUUUUUUAAUACUGGAAGUAACUUAUUUAGUCUGUGAUCUUUAAUACAGAAUAUGCAAUAUCCAAACCAUAUCUAAGAUUUCACCACAGUAAAGCACUGGUGUUCCUUUGUAUUUGCUUUACCUGUUUGAACACUUUUGUUCAGAGGUUAAAGACUGAUAUGAAAACAUUGAACACAGUUCUACCAUUUAAAAAUCUGUUGUCCCACCCCACUGAAGAGAACAAUCAAGACCGUAAGACAUUUUUUGGACCAAUGCUUUUGAAUAUUUGGAAGAGGCAAAUGAGCAUGAAACAAAUUCACUCUUUAUUAAACUGAAAAAAACAGUUGUAAAGAGUAGUAACCUUUGCCACUGUCAAUAGUCAUUUGGUAUCCUUUCACUUUUCCCUUGUUCUGAAAGUAAAUCUUUGAAACUAAACCAUCAAAAUCCAUCCUUAAAACAGCUAACCUAACCAUGUUGCCAACUAGAAAAUAUAUUUUACCUCUUAGUGGUGUUAGCCUAAUACAACCCUCUCUUAUCUUGGUGCUAGCUGGGGAUGAUUAGUAUUCUAGUAUAAUACAUUGCGAUGGCACAAGGUUGGGGAAGAGAAAUAUAUUUUUACUUAAGAAUUUAUGAAUUUUUCAAUUAUUUUAGCGCUGCAGGGUUUCAGAAACUUUUAUUCAUUUAUUUAAAGAAGUUGUACUCAGACAAAAGGAUCCAUUGAGCAACUAACAGAUAACAAUAAUAGGACAAGUCUAUGACCUUAAUUGUCAUAGAUAUAACACAUACCUAAGGAAAAAGAGAGAGGGAGGAUGAAAGCAAGCAAGCUCAGGCAUCAGUUAUCAUAGUUAUAGCAGGAAUGAAGAAGUGACUGUAGUGCAUUAUGGCUAGGAAGAACCAGUGGCAGGUGCUGUCUCCGAUGGGAAUAGUCCUGUUUCCCUUCUCUCUGCCCUGACACAAUGGGGCAGAAACUGCAGAGCAAUAUGCAAAUCUAAAUACACAGGGUAUUUAGAUGGAUAUUUAAACAGAGGUAAUGAUAUCAUAAUUAAGCUGCAAGUACAAGCCAUCCAUCUGUAGAAAGGCUGUCUUUCUGACCACUCAUUUGUUUGCUGCUGGGGAAUUAGCAGGAGGUAGUGACUGUCAAUGAGAGGGGAGUAUUGUCCAGAAAGUUCAAACAAGUUUGUGACAACUCCGUAAAUUGGAAAACCUAUGGCUUGCAGAUGGACCUGAAAGAGCGGUCUGCGGCCACGCCAAUUGCACUGGGACCGAGGCAACUGCACACACCCAGUCCCAAUCAUGGCCACCACCACAGUCCUCAACCUGGCCACUGGCAAGGAGUGACUUUUUGACUCUCCUUUUUGUGAUGGUUCUUCCUGGUUGGGGCAGGCUCAGCUGGGCUUCCGGACGAAUUCAGGGCAUGCAUUGUGUAAAUGUCAUGCCCCCAAUGCAGCCUGAAGCCAACACUUUUGGCCUGUCUGCUUCAGGCCUAGGCUGUUCAUAUCUUUGUGGUUGAUUACCAAUGAACAAAUUAUUUUGUCCAGUUAGACAAAUGAACAAUAUAUCUAUAUUGAGCAAAAUUAUCUAAGGAGCAGCAGAUCUUAGGCAAAACAGAAUAAAUACCAGUAUUUGAGGAACUUCAGUACUGCAUUUCUGAAGACCUGAUGAAAAGCAAAUUGUUCCAAAGCAGGGAACCUGAAAGAACCAUAAACAGCAAGAGUAUGGGACUCUUCUGGCCAGGAAUUGCAUAUUUUGUGAGAAGAGUAACAGUACCAUUGGAUGACAUGUAUGUUGGAAGGCACAGCACAUUGUGCAUGGAUAUAUCUGAAAAGAAAUAGUGUUGAAAUAAACAGGAAAUGUUGGAUUUCUAUCCUAUUUUCAGACAUUGCUUUUAAAUUUUGCCAUAAAACCUACUAAAAGAAUUUCCUGAAGUUAAAUGAAAAAUGAAAGUUAAAGGGAAUAUCAUGGUCCUAAGGAAAAGUAACUGUUCCUUUAUUUCAGUUUUUGAAUGCAUGAUUUCUAAAUUCAUGCAAGUGAAGUAGGAGGCACAAAAACUUCAAUUCAUCAUUGAGUCAUAGCUGAAUUAAACACCUUAAGCACCUAGAGUUUAAAAUCUAAAUUUUCAUGAAUUAUCAUCUGUUUCACACUUCAAUAAAAGUUUCUUAUAGAAAUAAGUAUCUGAUUAAGUCUCAGUUCUGUGCUCAUGUACAGUAAUUGUAAGAAAUUCCAGUUGGUUUCACUAGAGCUUGAUCAUAAUGAAGUGUUUAUAUGACAACAACUGCCUCCAUUUCUAAGCCUCAUAGAUUGUAACCAUUUUUAUACUUCUGUACACAUAGGGUUGAUUCAGAAAGAGUCAACCCUGAAAAUUCCUGCGCCUGGAAGGGCUACCUAAAGUUUAUUUGACUUACCAUGACUACCAAAAUAUGCAAUGUCACACAGCUUGUUUCAGGAAAGCCACUGCACUGCUUCAGCUCCAAUACAUAGCAAAUUGAAUCAACAGUGUGUAACCACUUGAAAGUCAAAUCCUACCUAUAGUUGGGGGUGGAGUGUCUGUAUAAACACAUGUAAGUACUGUAUUUCUCAACUUUUGUACAGUCCUUAUGAGACUAGAUAAAGCUCCUAGGAGAUUGUUUAAAAGACGGUUGACCUCCUCAGGUCAACAAUACACUGAUUUCCUUUCCUUUUUCUUUUUUUAAGUGACCCUUUGCACUGGCUGAGAUUUCCAAUUAGCUUUAGGAUUCAAAGUCAAUGUUACCUAAGCUCUGUUUAUAUACAUCUGUGACACUCUCUGUGUUUAAGAAGAAUGAGGUUUAUAAAGUGAUUUGUUUCACUGUUGGUUUUGUAAGCUGUGCUAGCUAGAUUGCAUUCUCAGGAUGAAAGAUGGAUGAAAACUAAUAGCAAGCUCAAGUUGUGAGUGCUGACAGGACUGUAGCCAAAAUGGGACUGCUGUGAAAGAAGAGGAAAACAUCAGAAUACUCAAAUCUUUUAACAUUAAUCUUUAAACAAAUGAACUCAAUAGCCUUGUGCAGACAUAAUGCCACCCAGACAUAUUGAUAAAGGCAUGUACCCCAGAGUCAUACAUUCCUCCACUUUCCUGCAAGAAUUGCCAACUUUCUUUCAAAAAUUGAAGGAAUAGCUAAAUACCUUUAUUAGGCCAACCAGAAGUGGCUCAAAAAUGCACUAGCUUUCAACGUUCACUGGUUCAUCAGGCGAAGAUAGUUAAAAAUAAUCUUGCAGAAGAAACAAAAGGCACACUUGAAGUCACAAAGACUUGCAGGUCUGCAUCUUUGAUUUUGGAUGUUACACACACAAAACUUGUGUGUGUGUGUGUAUGAGAAAAUCCUGUUUCUCCUCCAGCAGCUCAAGACAGUGUAUCUUAUUUAUCCUCAUAAUGACAACCAUUUGAGAUAGCUUAGACUGAGAAGUGAUCAGCCCAGGCUCUUCCCAUGAUCUUCAGAGAAGAGUGAACAUUUGAACUUGUGUCUCUAAUCAUAAAAUGACACCUAGAGCAUGCUUGCUCAUACCUGACUACAGUGAAAAUAUUCAGCCAACUCUGAAAUCCAGAAUACCAUGAGAGGGAUCAGAAAUAAAAUAAAUGCUAUCAGGAUAAAUGUUUGGUGCAACCACAUUUGGAAUGUUAUGUAUGUUUCUGGUCACUGACAGAAAUUUUUCUCAGCGUAUAACCACAGAGAGGUCUCACAGAUCUGGUAGCUUCUAAAGGGAGGGGAAGUCAGAAGAUACUACCAUUCAUAAGCUGUGUACCGAAGGAACCUCUCUUGUAUUAAUUUUUAAAUCAAUCGAUAUUUCUUUACAGCCAAUGGACCCAACAGGUCACUCAAAAGCUUAAAACAAGUUUGGACUUGAAACUGCCCAAAUGGGGAACUUGGGCAAGACCCACCAAUACAAUACACUGUCAAAUUCUAAAGCAUCUACCACAGUAUUCAACCCUGUGUUUGUGGCUGUCUAUCCCACCAGGCAAAUUGCCUCUUCUGAAAGCCUCCCCUAAUUCAUGUUUAAAAUACAUCAUAGGCUAUACCAUUUUAAUUCCAUUUUUUAAAACCAGUCAGGGACAUCCAGCUGCUUCCUAGUUUGGUUGUUUCUUCUUCUUUUCACUCUGUGUGGCCCCUGGAUCCAUAGACUUUGCCCACCCCUAGUGUACCACAAUGUCUCAAUGAGUUAUAGAAUUCCUUUUUUUUCCUCCUAGGAAUUUCAACUUGAAACUGUCCAAUGAAAAAUGAAUCUGUCAAAAAUUUUAUUGGUAUUUAUCACCAUGUAUCAAUGAGUUAUCGCCACCACCACUCUUUUUAUUUUAUUUUCUUUUCCCUUCCAGGAAAGGUCCCCUUUAGAAUUUCAACUCUUUGGUAUGAAGCAGAACCAAAAACACAUCUCAGAUUUUGAGUCAUGGCUGGCUCUCUCUUCCUUUGCUCCUAGUGAGUGAUUUCUGUUUAGAAUUUCGGCCCAAAAUACAGCAACAUUGCCUCUUUCCUCCCCACAUAGAUACUUGGGAAUUUCAACUUGAAACUGGGCACUACAACUUGAACCACAAACACAAAACACAGAUUUCAGGGGGCUAGCACAAAUGUCCCAAUGAGUUAUAGUGGUCACCGCCAUGUGAGCAUUCUCUUAAAGCUUAUUUUAUUUCAAGAAAGAAGCUGCUCUGGGUGAAAGUAUUGCCUGGAAAACGCAUCAGAAAUACAUAAUCUAGCAUUGUAUCUGCACUUUGGUUUUCACCAAGCCAAACCAUAGUUUUCAAAGUGCUUUUUGGACAUGAUUGCUACAUGUAUAUUAACCAUAUUAACCCAAUUGCCUAAAUAUAUUAAGAUAUCUGAGAGUCAGUGUGCUAUAAUGGUCUGUACAUUGGACUAAGAUUCUGGGGAACUAGGUUCGAAUUGCUGCUCAGCUGCGGAAAACCACUGGGUGACCAUAGGCAAGCCACACUCUCUCAGCACCAGAGGGAGGCAAAGGCAAACCCCUUUGAAUAGUUCUUAAAAACAAACAAACUGUGAUUAGGGUCACUAAACAAGAAAUUACUUGAAGGCACAUAACAACAUUUAGAUAUCUAAAUAGGCAGCAUUAUAUCAUCAUAGUACAAAGAAUCUAGAGAUCAUCUAAGGAAAGAAAACCUAUAUAAAGAGAGGGAAACUAAUAGUGAACCUACUUGGAUACAUAUAGAGAGGGGAGCAUUUGUGAAUCCAGGGGUGGGCCUUUGAUGUGUGGAAUGUAUGUCAUUAUGAACUUUGGAUUAGGUUAUGAUUUUAGCUAAGAAAACUUUUGAUCAAGUAGAAGCAGAAUUAAUAACUGCAUUAAUUACAGAUACAGUGUCCGCAGUUAGUCUUGUUAAUCCAAAGUUGACAGGCAUCUUUAGUUCUGUAUAAAUUCAAAUCAUCCAAUUAAAUUCAAGUCAUGAAAUCACUCCCAUUAUAUUAUGAAGGCCAUGGCCAUUACUUAGUGUAUUCUAGGCAUAACCUUUCUGUGGCACCUACUUUUACUAUAACUGCAAACCUAUGUAAGGUUUUAAAAGCCGUACCCAGUAUUGGCAACCACUACAUAAAAAUGCAAAGCACACAAUAUUUGACAGAUGAUUGUGUAUUAAUAAAAUGAAUAUUCUUUCCGGGGAAGAGGAUUACCAUCUCAAUUUUUUAAUAUUACAUUCCUCUGCAAAAUUGCAUUUUUAAAUGAGGUUAAAACUAGUUCAGAAAUUGGGUCAGCGAUCAGAAACAUCUGCAUGAGCAGAAGUCAAGUGGUGAUAAGUGAAGACUGCAUUCUAUCAGACAAUAAUGUACUGUAUUGAAUUCUUAAGAUGUCAUAAUUUAUCAUGUUUUAAGAUUUCUGGCAGACCACCAGAUGGCAGUAUGCUACACAUAGUCAGCCAAGGGACCUGCAUUUCAAAUCUUAUGUAUAGGUCUGAUAAAAUUUGGCCAGUUUUAAAAAAUUAUUAUUAUAAAGGAAACCUUAGGGAGAGGAUUGGGGGUAGGGUGGGAGUGGAGGUAGAAAAACAUUUUCUUCAACGGCUCACUCAGAUGGGCCUGAAACUAAACUGACAGCAUUUUGAAGGGAUAAAUAGAAUGUCUGCAGAAUAUGGAAAGCUUAAACGCUAUAUAGCCAUUUAUAAAUGCAUUAUAUUUGUAAAUGUGAAUGUUAAAUAUGAAUGUGUAUGCGUAGUGUGCUCUUUUAUAGACAAAACAUAACUGGAAUUAGAACUUUGCCCUUCUCAAAGGGAAGACAUAUUUAAGACGUGAAAAAAAUGUAGUCUUCUUGCUGACUAAAUUGAAACCUUUCCUGUACAAUCCUUAAUAUGGUUGCUCAGAAAUAAACAUUGCUGAGUCCAGUGGUCUAAGGUAAGUAUCUGCAGAACUGCACCUUUUUAAAAAGGGUGUUACAAUCAUCUUUGUUCUCACUGCAAAAGAUUUUGAAAGAAUCAUUCUCCUAUAUAAAUUUUAAUGCUGGAUUCCAUAAGUGCUUUCAUGCCAUACAAUAGGCUUGCACCAAGGACACAGACCCAUGGUGGAUCACAGAAAGAUCUUAUAACCCAAAGCAGGAUUCCCUGUUCCCUGGCCACUUUGAAACAAGAACUAUGCAGAAUGGAUUGUAAGCCAUUUUUACUCUGUAGUAGUAUUAUAUAGCACUAGUCUACACGCGACGCGAGUGUCCCUGAGAGAGCAGAGCCUUUUCCCAUGGAGUUUACAGUUUACAGUUAAUUACAAGGGAAAUGGAAGAAGAGUAGGCAGCAGAAAACACAGAGGUAGUGGUAUGCAAUUGUUUGAGUCAUAUCUGCUUACACCAAGUUACAAACUGUUACAUUGAAGACUUUUGUUGUUGUGUGCCUCCCAAGUCAUUUUUACUUAGACCACCGUAAAGCAAACCUAUCGUAGGAUUUUCUUGAAAAGGUUCUUCAGAGGAGGUUUGCCAUUGCCAUCCUCAGAGGCUGAAUGUGACUUGCCCAAGGUCACCCAGUGGGUUUUU